GAUAGCUAGUGGUAUGGAGUAUCUGGCUGCUGAGAAGUAUGUCCACAGAGACUUGGCUGCAAGAAACUGCAUGUGAGAGAUGUAACAAUAGUGAUUGACACUGAAACUAGGUAACUGGUGUUUGACUCUUGUGUAGCUACACGACUGUGGGCCAGUAGUGUCAGUAUAGGGCACUCUGGAAAUUAUUAUACCACCAGCAAUGGAGAGCCAUAAGAGACUUGCUGAAAACCAAAACUUCCCCACCAAAGUUGCUUCUAUUGACCCAUGCAUACAGUUAAAGUGAUUAAUGUCUGAUGUUGGCAUACACAGUCACACUAACUAAUACCACUUCUCCCCACCACAUAAAGGAUUGAUUCCCACUUUGUGAUAAAGAUAUCCGAUUUUGGUCUGUCUGAGGACGUGUUUCAGAGAAACUACUAUAGAGAGGGAGUGGAUGGAGAGAUGGCCAAACUCCCCGUCAAGUGGAUGGCCCCAGAGAGUCUCAGCGAUGGACACUUCUCUGAGAAAAGUGAUGUGUGGUCGUAUGGGGUCACUAUGUGGGAGGUGUUCAGUGGGGGUAAGUCCCCCUAUCCCGGGACUAAUCCCGCCACUCUGGUGCAGAUGUUGGAGGAAGGAGAGAGAUUGCCAAAGCCAUACAACUCUGCAUGUUCAGACAAAAUUUACACGAUGAUGCUCACUUGCUGGGAGGCUGUGCCAGACAAGAGACCUUCUUUCAAGACAUUGUACAACAAUGGCUCAAAGAUUAUCGAGGGAAUAGCUGGUUAUUUGGAAAUUGGAUUUAACCCGUUCACUGCAGAAACAUCAUGCGGAGAAGAUGGAGGAAGGGCAGCUACUGAGGGUGGUGUCAUGCAGGAGGGGAGGAAGGAAUAGUAACAGUGAACCAUUUCACUUAUUUUGACCCAGUUAGCUAUAAAAAUAACUUGCCAAAUAUAGAGUUAGCUACGAACACAGAUUGUUUUGUCCACCUAGUAACUACACAAGAGUCACGUAGGGUCUAUAUAGCUGCAUGUGGUAGUUAUUUCUACACUUGUAGACACAAUUGAUGUUUUGUCUAUAAAAACUGCUGUGUAUAAUAUAGCUACUUAAGAUGUUUUCAUUUCAUGCUUGUGACUAAACACACAAAAGUCUGAGCAAAUUGUUUUGCUACGCUGUUCAAAGCCAUGUGACAAACAUGCAUUGGAACUCCUAUAAAUCUAGACCCCAACUGGGACAUAGUGUCCAUGAUAGAGAAGUGGUGUCUUUAUUUGAUAUGACAUGCAUUAUUGGGGAGAGAAAAGAUGUCCUUAUGUAGGAAAGG
Geodia barretti is the source of this 1297-nucleotide messenger RNA. The record is from the annotation of a GenBank genome assembly. Lineage: Eukaryota; Metazoa; Porifera; Demospongiae; Tetractinellida; Geodiidae.